This is a messenger RNA of Chanos chanos (milkfish), 642 nucleotides long. RefSeq names its product histone H1-like. Gene Ontology annotation, cellular component: nucleosome. The transcript has a single exon. Lineage: Eukaryota; Metazoa; Chordata; Actinopteri; Gonorynchiformes; Chanidae. Bases 25 to 642 code for a protein of 205 amino acids. Gene Ontology annotation, molecular function: DNA binding; structural constituent of chromatin. The record is from RefSeq and is a predicted model, not a curated record. Gene Ontology annotation, biological process: nucleosome assembly.
CGUUUGAGAAGCAACGUCGAUAAAAUGGCAGAAGAGGCUCCAGCCGCCUAUGCAGCACCAGCUAAAGUGCCCAAAAAGAGGGCAGCAUCCAAGCCCAGAAAAGCGGGACCUAGCGUUGGUGAACUCAUUGUUAAAGCUGUAUCCGCCUCUAAGGAGCGGAGCGGGGUGUCCCUCGCCGCUCUCAAGAAAACACUGGCUGCUGGCGGCUACGACGUGGAGAAGAACAAUUCUCGCGUCAAACUCGCUGUCAAGAGCUUGGUAACGAAAGGCACUCUGGUCCAGACCAAAGGAACAGGCGUCUCCGGGUCUUUCAAGCUGAACAAGAAGGCGGAGGCUACUAAGAAGAAACCUACCAAAAAAGCUGCGCCAAAAGCCAAGAAACCAGCAGCAAAGAAGCCUGCCGCCGCUAAGAAGCCCAAGAAGGCAGCGGCAAAAAAGCCAGCUGCGGCCAAGAAGUCCCCCAAAAAGGCAAAGACGCCAGCUGCCGCUCCUAAGAAAGCCGCCAAGAGCCCCAAAAAGACCAAGAAGCCCGCCACGCCCAAGAAGGCGACCAAGAGCCCCAAGAAAACCAAGGCAGCCAAGCCUAAAGCAGCUAAGCCUAAGACAACCAAGGCAAAGAAGGCAGCUCCUAAAAAGAAGUGA